Messenger RNA from Babesia bigemina, 567 nucleotides. RefSeq names its product proteolipid subunit c, putative. Gene Ontology annotation, molecular function: proton-transporting ATPase activity, rotational mechanism. The record is from RefSeq and is a predicted model, not a curated record. NCBI's taxonomy places the organism in Eukaryota, Apicomplexa, Aconoidasida, Piroplasmida, Babesiidae. Gene Ontology annotation, biological process: proton transmembrane transport. The transcript is spliced from 3 exons. The coding region runs from base 1 to 567 and encodes 188 amino acids. Gene Ontology annotation, cellular component: proton-transporting V-type ATPase, V0 domain.
AUGGCGUCCGCAGCUCAGCCUAUCCCCUGUGACCCUCACUCGUCCUUUUUCGGCCUCAUGGGCGUGGUAUGCGCCAUGGUCUUCUCCAAUGUCGGAGCGGCCUACGGUACUGCCCGCAGUGGCGUCGGUAUCAGCUGCAUGGGUGUCAUGAGGCCUGACCUCGUCAUGAGGUCCAUCGUGCCCGUUAUUAUGGCUGGUAUCCUGGGUAUCUACGGACUCAUCAUAUCCGUCGUCAUCGUAUCACACAGUAAGUGCCGGGCCGCUGACACACGAACCCCCGCAGUCGGACACCCCGGAAGCUACUCCGCCUUCAGCGGAUACGCCCACCUGGCGGCUGGUCUCAUCGUCGGCUUCAGUGGACUGGCCUCCGGAUACGCCAUCGGUAUCAUCGGUGACGCCGGUGUCAGGGCCAACGCCCAGCAGACGCGCCUGUUCGUCGGAAUGAUUCUGACGCUCGUCUUCGCCGAAACCCUCGGUCUGUACGGUCUUAUUGUUGCCCUUAUCGUGGCGCUCAAGCCGGUGCCCGGUCUUUGCUUGGCCUACGCCGCGGAUUCGGGAAGCCACUAA